AUGGAUCAGGCUAAUUUAUCAGUUCCCGUAAAAUCCCCUACUAGAUCUCCUAAUAAAACUAGUGAAUUAAGUCUAUAUAUACGCAAAAGAGGCGUCAUUAAAGGUAGGCUAACAAAAUUGGAUAAAUACAUAGAAUCAGUCCUUUUACAACCGUCUUCAUUCAAAAAAGCCGAAUUCAAAUUACGCAUACAAGGCGCAUCUUCUCUAUUAACCGAUUUUAAUGAAGUUCAGUCUAAAAUUGAAGAGUAUUCUGAUGAUAUCGAUGAACAAUUAGAGCAUAGGGAAGAAUUUGAAACAAAUUAUUACGGUGUGAUUGCUAGGGCUGAUGAGUUGCUAUCUGGUGACAAAUCUACCGAAGAUUCUCAUAAAGGAUCUCUUAAUUUAAUGAAAUUGCCGACCUUAUCUUUACCUUCCUAUGACGGUUCCUUUGAAAAUUGGCUGGAGUAUAGGGAUUGUUACCUAUCACUAAUACAUAACUCCAAAGAAAUAAGCGCAAUACAAAAAUUUCAUUAUUUAAAAUCAUCAUUGAAGGGUAGCGCUGAAUUAGUUAUAGACUCACUAGAGUUUUCUGCAGCUAACUAUUCCGUUGCAUGGGAGUUACUCGUAAAUAGGUAUGAUAAUAAUAGAUUACUUAUUCAUAACCACGUUAAAGCAUUAUUUUCAAUCCAACCAUUGACAAAGGAAUCACCAGAGUUAUUGAGAAAGCUUAUCGACACUGUACUUAAGAAUAUACGCGCAUUAAAAAUUCUCGGUGAGCCUACUGAACAUUGGGACACACUAAUUAUUUAUAUAAUCGUUUCAAAAUUCGAUCCCAUCACAGAACGCGAAUGGGAGCAACACAAAACACUAUUAUUUUCAAUUAACACCAGUGAUUCUCAAUGUCGGUUGAAACUUCAAAAUUUGCUUGAUUUCGUUGGUCGUAGGGCGGACAUGUUAGAAACGUUAAUAGCGUCAAACAAACCGAUGCACAAUAAUAUUAAAAAACAACACAUUAAUCAGUCGCAAAAGAUACACUGUAACGUUUCUUCCAUGUCCACAAAUAAACCACAACAAAAUACAAUUACACACUACAAAUCCUGCCCUAUGUGUCAUUCCAAACAUCCAUUAUAUUCAUGCCAGCAGUUUUUAAAUCUAUCAGUUUUAGAUAGAUGUAAAAUAGUCACACAAAAUAAAUUAUGCGAGAACUGUUUACGCUUAGGACACUCGGCUACUGACUGUCGAUUCGGUCCAUGUCGGCACUGUUCGUGUAAACAUAAUACACUAUUACAUCGAGAUGACACACACUUGCAACGAGAGGUUACUGAUGGAGGCACGCAAAAUAACGCUUUAACGUUAUUCACAUUAGAUAACAAAUCGCAUGCACAGGUGUCGACUAAUAGUGAACCGGUCUUGCUAUCUACUGCAGUUCUUGGCGUACGGGACAAAAGUAAAAACUAUAUCAGCGUCCGCGCGCUUCUCGAUAGCGGUAGUCAGCGGUCGUUCAUAACACAAUCAUUAUGCAAUAAAAUAAACGCACAAUUAAUACAGUCCACUUAUAACAUAAAGGGUGUAGGCAGCGCCGUUACACAGUGCACACAGACUUGUAACAUCAAUAUCAGGUCCCUGUGUAGCUCCUAUACUACCAAUAUUCAAUGUUUAGUGCUACAACAUAUAACAACAAAGUUACCAUCAACAUCAAUAAAUAUAAGUAAUAUUUGCAUUCCUUCUCAUAUACAGUUAGCGGACGCAAAAUAUUUCGAGUCACAAUCGGUCGACAUCCUAUUGGGUGCCGAUUUAUUCUGGGAUCUCCUUGAUGAAGGAAAGAUUCGUCUUGAAAAUGGUCCAUUUAUACAAAACACAAAAUUAGGAUGGAUCAUUUCGGGACCUAUAUAUACGCACACUCCUAAAUACUCACAAGUUUCAUGCAAUUUUACUCACACAUUAGACUCACAGUUGCGUAAAUUCUGGGAACUUGAGGAAUUACCGAGGGUCACUAAUGUCCUCAGUAUUGAGCAAAGGGCUUGUGAGGAACGCUUUACAAGUACCACAACGCGCACAGAGGAAGGCAGGUUUUGUGUGCGCAUACCUUUCAAGGAUAGUCCUAAAUUAUUAGGUGAAUCAUACUCUCAGGCACUGAAUCGAUUUUAUGCACUUGAGAAACGAUUACAACGCACACCCGAUUAUAAACAAUUAUACAUUUCAUUUAUGCGGGAAUACAUUGAGCUGGGGCAUAUGUCACGAAUACACACAUACAAUACUCCACACUACAUAAUGCCACAUCAUGGUGUUUUUCGCGCCCAUAGUACCACAACAAAACUACGGGUUGUAUUCGACGCAAGCGCAAGUACCACCUCGGGUAAAUCGCUUAACGAUUUACAACUUGUAGGUGCACCUAUACAAGGCGAUCUAACUGCCAUAUUAUUACGCUUUAGGCAACAUCGGUGGGUGGCAUGCGCAGACAUCGAAAAAAUGUAUCGUCAAGUGUUGGUACAUAACGAUCACCGUGACCUACAAUUAAUAUUGUGGCGCGAAAAUCCCACUGAUGAGAUAGGUAUAUACCAACUCAACACUGUGACAUACGGCACAGCAUCAGCCCCAUUUCUUAGCGUUAGGUGUUUGAAAGAAUUAGCGUCUACAACUACAAAUACAAACAUUAGUAGAAUUAUACGCGAGGAUUUUUAUGUAGACGAUUUAAUUACUGGUAACUCUGACAGCAAAGAUAAUUUAACUCACACAUGUAACGAGAUUAGUCGGAUUUUGAUGACAGGUUGCUUUCCAUUACGCAAGUGGAUAUUUAACUACAAAGAGGACUCGUCAUCAACACCAUCACAUAACUCACACGCUUCAAAGGAGUUAUCACUCGGCGAUAAUGUGCACCAAAAAACAUUAGGCCUCGGUUGGUGUAAUCAAUCUGACACAUUUAACUUUCGUACAGAAUUCAAAAUCGAUUAUGAAAUAUUAACUAAACGCGUCAUAUUGUCAAAGGUUUCUAAAAUUUUCGAUCCGUUAGGCAUGCUUAGUCCUUUUAUAAUUAUCGCAAAGAUUUUAUUACAAAGGCUAUGGUUAUUGAAAGUUGGCUGGGAUGAACCGCUACCCAAUGACGUCACUCACCAGUGGUUGCGAUUUGUUGAUAGCAUUCCAUUACUUACGAAAAUAAAUAUACCGCGACACGUAAUAGGUAACAAUUCAUUACGCAUAGAAUUGCAUAUUUUUACAGACGCAUCACAGGUUGCUUAUGGAGCUUGCGCAUACGUGCGCAGUAUAGGUAACGAUAAUAAGAUUACAGUCCGAUUGUUAUGUUCAAAAGGAAAGGUCGCGCCUAUAAAACCCACCAGUAUUCCGCGUCUCGAGCUCUGCGGAGCUUUGUUAGGUGCUAGGCUAUAUGAAAAAAUUAAACAGUCACUACGAUAUCCUCAUGACUAUUAUCCCUUAAGCCCAGCUCAUUUCUUGGUCGGUCGUCCGCUGACUGCGCCGCCGUGCUCUGAUGUUCAAGACUUCACGCCAUCAAACUUGACACGAUAUCAACGGGUAGAACAAAUACGCCAACAUUUUUGGACAAGGUGGUCCAAAGAAUAUAUAUCUGAGAUGCAAAUAAGGAACAAAUGGAAAACUCGCCAAGCAGACCUGAAACCAAACACCUUAGUGCUCAUUAAGGACGACCACUUACCUCCAUUAAAGUGGCGUUUAGGACGCAUCAUUUCCACUCUCCCGGGCAAAGACGGGGUAUCAAGAGUCGCCGACAUAAGGACGGAGACCGGCAUCGUUAGGCGGGCAUUCUCUAAAAUAUGCCCUCUUUGGAACGAAGAAGAAGAAUUGAAAGUGGAACCUUCCAAGGCCGGGGGCAUGUUAAAACAGUAGUAGCAAAUCUGCUGUGAGUAGUAUAAUGCUCAAAGUCACAGGCGCCAUCCUCAACCACCACUGGUCGACGUCAAAUCUAGCGUCGAUGACGGCAUCAGUCAAUCGACCAGUGAGAAGCACCGCUCAUCACGCGACACAUAUGA
Molecule: messenger RNA, 3980 nt
Organism: Achroia grisella
Lineage: Eukaryota; Metazoa; Arthropoda; Insecta; Lepidoptera; Pyralidae
Exons: 2
Coding region: 1-3837 (1278 amino acids)
Biological process (GO): proteolysis
Molecular function (GO): aspartic-type endopeptidase activity
Source: RefSeq, a predicted model, not a curated record